CUUUUCUCUCUCUCUGCAAUAGCGCUAAAAAAGAAUCCUAUCCAUUCGCUUCUCCCGAAACAACCCCUCCCCAAAUCCUGACCGUAGAUUUCAAUCUCCAAACCCUAGAUCUAAUAAAAUCUAGGGUUUUCUUCCUUUCCUCUCCAGAUCUUCAUCUCCUUCCCCAUCCUUCAGCCUUCAUGGAUCAAAACCCCAGAUCUAUCCGAUCUGCCGUUUUCUCCACCGAUCUCAGCCGUCGGAUCUAAAAACCCCCAAGAUCUGCUGCCUCGCUUCAUCCUCUUCUCUUUUCACCCUCAGAUCUAUUUCUAGCCGUCCGAUCUAUCUCUCGAUCACCAUCUGAUACGAGAUGGCCGACAACAACAACGCUAACCCUGAUGUCAAGGUCCAGGCCGUCCACGGCCACCAGCAGCAUCACUCCGGUCCGUACCAGACGCAAGAUCACGUCCACAUGCUCGCCGCUGCGGCUGCGAUGAGCCUUCCAGGCCAGAUGGACGACCACCAGCAUGGUGGACAUGUCGAUCAGCAGCAGCCGCAGCUGAUCCAGGUCGUCGCCGCGCAGCCGAUCCAGGUGCAUUACGUGCAGGAGCCGGUUGCCGUGGUCCAGGAAGAUCCAGCCGCCGGAGGUGGUGGUGGUGGGUCCGGGAGAUUGGAUGUGGAUCUCCAGCAGAACAACCGCAUCGGGGUCGUGACCAGGAGCCAGACCGCCAAUCAGCUCACGCUCUCGUUCCAGGGCGAGGUCUACGUUUUCGACUCCGUCGCCCCCGAAAAGGUUCAAGCAGUGCUCUUAUUAUUGGGUGGGCGUGAAGUAGCUUCUUCUGUGGCUUCCAUACCACAUCAUAAUAAUAGGGUGCUAAUUGACGCUCAAGGGAAUAUGCCCGAGAGAGUUGCUUCAUUGAUGAGGUUCCGUGAGAAGCGAAAAGAGCGAAAUUAUGAAAGGAAAGUCCGCUACAAUGUCCGCAAACAGGUUGCAAUGAGGAUGAAACGAUACAAGGGUCAGUUCACCUCGUCAAAGACACCUGAAGAGUAUGAGAAUUGGAUUUUAUCGAGAAAGGCAUCCCCCCCAAGAGCGACUGAAUGUCAUCACUGCGGCAUUAGUAACAAGUCUACUCCAAUGAUGCGCCGUGGGCCUGAUGGUCCGAGGACCCUUUGCAAUGCCUGUGGGCUUAAGUGGGCAAACAAGGGAAUACUGAGAGACCUUGGGAAGGGCGGAUCGGGUACAUCCCCAAUUCCUCUGGCCAACCUGAAUGAUGAGCUGGAUGCCAUGGAUGCUGACCCAGAACCCCUCGCCAUAGAGGGAGGUGCUGCCAAUGGACACGAAACGUCGUGAUGGAUCCCAUGCCCGUUGCGAAUUGCAGUUGUCCUUCUCUUAGAGAGGAUGGGAAUGGAUGGAGGGGAGGAGAGCUCAAAAUCCCAUUUUAAGGGCCUUCUUUCCUCAGGCAUAUAAUACUUGUAACAAUGGAUCUGAGAAAUGAGAAACUACUUAUAUAUUUGGUCUCAUAUGGCACUUAAAAAGACUGUAAGGGUCACGUGUGAAUGGACGGACCAUGGAUGGACGGAUUGGAUGUUCCAUCACUAGGUUAGAUCUGACAUGGUUAAGGACAUCUAUUUCUUAGGCACCUCCUCUGGUAAAUGCUGUAAUCUGAUGUUUAUGUUUGGUGAAUGGUAGUCAUUUCAACUUAUUUCUAAUGGCUUUGGAAGA
Messenger RNA from Magnolia sinica, 1699 nucleotides. RefSeq names its product GATA transcription factor 28-like. Lineage: Eukaryota; Viridiplantae; Streptophyta; Magnoliopsida; Magnoliales; Magnoliaceae. The record is from RefSeq and is a predicted model, not a curated record. The transcript has 7 exons. Gene Ontology annotation, biological process: regulation of DNA-templated transcription. Gene Ontology annotation, molecular function: sequence-specific DNA binding; protein binding; zinc ion binding. Bases 347 to 1327 code for a protein of 326 amino acids.